UAAUUAGUUACAGUCAGUAUUGCUAAUUCUAGCCAGACAAAUCUGUCAAAUCUUUUGGAUCCCAAACUCAGAUUUGACUGCCAUGACUUAACCAAACUGAAGUUGGUGGGGGUUGGUUGGUUUCUUUCAAGAUUUUCAGGCCAUUAAAAUGCGCUUGAGUACAGCUUCUCUCUGCAGUCAUGCAAACUAGAAUCUCACUGGUUUACAAUGAAGGAUUGGGACUCUUCACCUGAGGUGUUCUUAGCACUGAGCACUAUUUGGUUUAUCUAACAGGAAAAAGGUAAAUAAUGCUCUGUGUUUUCACAAGAGGCAUUGUAAUUUGCUUCUUCUGUUUGUCAGUUCAGCCUUUCUGCUAACAAGUGAAAAAUCCUAUGAUUUUUGAAGUUUUAGAGUUGAACUUGCCUGUGCUACUGUUCACAUCAGCUGUGUUGGUCUGCAUCUCUCUCAAUCUUUCAGCUAGCUUUCAGCUAGUUUUGAAGAAUCAACAUCUCUGGAUUAUUUAGCUGUGAAAUGUUCAAUAACGUAUACUUCCAGUCGUCUCCACCCCUCCUUGGUUCAAGUGCAAGUUUCAGACAAAAAUCACUACCAAAUGAUAGUAUUUAAUGAGUGAGUUUUUCACCAUUACAAUACAUCUCAAAAUAAUUAUUGUGAGCAGGCAGGUCUUUUUCAGUCAAUAGUGGUUUGGAAGGAUACUGGUAGAACUUGAAUGAUGUUGUUAGCCCAGCAGGUAAUGAAAGGGUAAAGCAGUGUAUUGCACAGGAAUUAGCCUACUACAGGAUUUCCCAUGAUAAAGGCAUGCAGUGUGAGAGCUUCAACUUUCCAAUUUAUAAUGUAGGAGUGGAGAAACUUGCUUCUCUUUGUUAAUCAAAUUGAGCUAGAAAAUGAAUGUAAGACCUGGAAUACAGUCUCUCAGUAAGACAGCUGUAAGAAAACAUCUUGUUCUGUGCAGACACCUUACUGAGUGAUCCCAAACUCCUUCCAGACACCGCUAACAGGUCUGAAGCACACUUGUAACAGCAGCAGCAAGGCUGGAAUAUGUCAGCAUUUGUCCUCUGAGGACCUACAUUUAUUUGGUCCUCUGAUCAAGCAUCUUUGGAGGGCAUCUCCAUCACCCUGGCUUUCUUGAAGCCCUGUGUUGCACUUCUGUUAAAAAAUAGAGAGCUGCCUUUGAAAUAGAAUUGUACAAAGUAACUUUAAAUGCUUAGUAUUUCAAAAGCUUGGUUUCAGGAUAUUUGUGAAAGGCAUAUACUUUGAAAUGCAUUAAGGAAAAACAGAUUAUGAUGUGCAUUGGUUUAACUAGACAUGGCUUGUGUCUUACAGAUUCUCACUUCCACCUGUAUGCAAAGUUUUGGCUUCAAGGAAGCUGUCACAGGGCAAGUCUCCCUGCCGGGUGAGUGGGACAGCUUGCUGGCGUGCUGAUCUGCUGCUAUCCGGCAGCACACUCUGCUUGCUGUGGUACCUGCCAGCUGCUCUUCUUCCUCAUAGCAUGCACAGCAGCAAGAUGAGUGGAGUCAAAAUGCCACCUCAGUCCUAUCAAAGUUUCAAGGUGCCUUAUUUUACAAAAAGUGCUAUUAAAAUCAAGCCAAUACUCCUGUAAGUUGAUCUGCGUCAUCCCCUCAGUCAAGCUGUAUCCUUCUGUCUUUAUUAGUCUGAAGACUGAUAUAAGAUGUGACAUCCUUUUAAAAGGCAGGGCAGUGGCAACACUUUUUAGGGACAAAGCGCUAGUGAUGUGUGUGCAUACCAACGUGUAAUGCUGAUUGCCUCACACGAGUGAUGUUUAACGAUAUACCAUGUACUGCAGCGUGCCCUGUGCCCGAUGGCGGCGUGAGGUAACCCUGGGUCCCCACACGGCGACCCCGGGACUCCUUUGCACCGGGAGCUCAUCCGUUAUUUUUUUUUUUACUAAAAAGAACCGGAUGUAAAUGGUCAAAGGUCUUUUUCAGGUCAAAGGGGAAGGGGCAAAACACCCCGGCGCUGUGACAGAAGGAAUAAAGAGGCGGCACAGCCCGGUACAGAACAUCGCCCCAGGGAAGAAAUUUGUAUAUGUUGAGCCAUCUAGGAGAGUUAAAGAAAUCCUUCAAGAAGAGCUUUAUUUUCAGAAAGAAGAAUACCACAUUAAACAUCCAGCUGCAGUGGCUCUGGAAGGAAUUUGGAGUCUGAAAAAGAAUUUCUCCAUCGGAGGCCUGAAACCAGCAUCGCAGAACAGAAAUGGUUUACUCUUACAGCCUCAGUUCUACUCAAGGCAUGCAGGAAUGAAAACAACAGUGGAGCGUACUGCCGUUUCCACGGAGUGGUUCAACCACGGAUCUCCCAUUUGCGUAUACUGUACCGAGAAGUCUGUGUGGUCCUUGGGCCACAGAGCGACAGCCUGGGCUGGCUGACCUUCAAAAGCAGACAAGAUCAGGUCUGUUUCCGCUGGGAUAUCUGCAGGCGUCUGGUAAUGCUACUCGGCCUUCAUCACGUCGUACUUCCCAUCAGCAUCAGUGGGUGUGUUUCCCAAGUCAGAGUGAACAAAGCUGCUUGAAAAAACCCUCUCUUUAUGAAAAAGAAAUUUUGUAAAGAAAAGUGCUGCUCUAGUCCCCACGUUCCUAGCUCUGGUUGAGGUGCAAUUUGCGAAAGAAAGGGUGCAAGGGACAUAGUCAUGUUUCCUCUUGUUU
Cygnus olor (mute swan) is the source of this 2657-nucleotide messenger RNA. It is a transcript of the gene C1H11orf97, whose product is annotated as chromosome 1 C11orf97 homolog. Lineage: Eukaryota; Metazoa; Chordata; Aves; Anseriformes; Anatidae. The coding region runs from base 1923 to 2381 and encodes 152 amino acids. Gene Ontology annotation, cellular component: ciliary base. The transcript has 4 exons. The record is from RefSeq and is a predicted model, not a curated record.